UUGGAUUUUUUCGUAAAUCUUUAAUAAGGCUAAUAUGUGCACGUUUUGAGUGUUUGGGUAUGAUCCUGUACCAAUUUGAUUUGAGAAAAGCAUCUCAGUAAUUGAUUUUUUAUUUUUCUUGCCUUACUUGGUUGACAGACAUCCCCUCACACGUUAAUUAUGUUAAUUCAUUAUUUGGGAUUGUGGACGGCCGUCCUCACUAUAUAAACUCACCAUUCUCUUUCUCUGAAAGGACAAACUUCUCCUCCGCUAUUACUCCCUCUCUUUUCUCUUAAAAGUACUUUAAAGUUCUUUGGCACUUUGGAUUUGUAGAAACAUUCGGUCUUGUCCUUCCGGCAAUUGCUUUGGGUUCUAUAAUUAUUGUUUGGUGCCUAAUCGGUUAGUCUCUAUCGACACAUUCUUUUCUUAUUCUGUAGCAUUUGUGAUAGCAAAGCAUAGAAAGCAUGUCUAUAGGAACUAAUUUAAAAUAAUUAUAAUUUUGCUUUUUUCACUGUCAUAAAGAACAUUAAAAAAAGAAAAUAAUAGCUUACUAGAGUGUACUAUAACCAGUUCUAGCUGUUUUCUUGAACAAUAGCACAUUUGGUGCAAGUUGAAGUUUUGUUUGACUGUGGUUUCUUGUGAAAGUUUUGUUAUAAUUGAACAUAGCUCAGGGUUUUACUUUUCAUAGCUAUUUUCUACUUUCUUUCUGAUAUUUUGUUGGGUUUUUGCUUUGUUUCUUGCAUGAAAAUGUAAGUUCUUUUUCCCCAUUUUCUUUUUUUGGGCCAAGGAGGGUGAUUGAUGUGGUGGGCAGAGGGGCCAGUGGGGGGUCUUUUGUUUAAUUCUUUCUAAAUUAAUGUGAAGAUUAUAUUUGAUAGAAUCUUAUUGGGAAGACAAAGUGUGUGAAUCACAUUCAGUAGAGUGGGAGAAAAGGUGAAGAAAUUUAAGAAAGGAUUUUGAAGGAUGAAUGAUAGCUCAGCUAGAGAAAUGAAUGAGAGACAACCUCAAAGGCCUUGUGGUUGUGUGGGCAUUUUCUUUCAGCUCUUUGAUCGGAACCGUAGAUUUGCCAAGAUGCUGUUUCCAAAGAAACUGCUUUCACCAGCUUGCUUGAAACAAGCUUCAAAAAAGUUUGGAGGGGAUGCGAAGCAGCCAAAGCUUCGUUUGAUUGCUAAUGAGAACAGUGGGGGUUUUCCAAAUACAAAGAAUAAUGGAAUGACUGAUACACGUUGUGAAAGCAAGAGCGAAACGAAAGCUCCAAUUUGGUUACCAGGAUCAUGGGUUUGGAAUCGAUGCCCACAGGAUCAGGCAGUAGGCCCCAAAAGGCUUCAGCUUCUAGAACUUGGAGCAAUGUGGCAGACAAAGUUUGUGCUUGACCUGGCGGAUCUGAUAAAGAAGAUAUGGAUUUUGAGAUGGCCGAAAUAAAGAGUUCAGAACAAGGUUUUCAAAGGUUUAGAGCUAAAUGUGCUCUCACUUAUCCUACUAGAUAUUUUUCUACUUUGGUAGAUGAAGCAGAUUUAGUUGGGAAUUCACUUGAUCACCAUUCAACUGACUGCUACCUUUCCAGCAGUCGCAAUAGUAGCUCAAAGGACAAAGUGCUUGAUGAAUCAGUGGACUCUGUUGAUGAACCACUCUUUCCAGAACCUGAUAGAUUUCUUUCGGAUUGUGAGACCUAAUUAUCCACCAGGAGGAGUUGCAGAGAACUGAUUCAUAACAUUUCUGGAGUGCUCAGCAAGAUUGAUCAGUUAAAAGAAAGCAAACUCAGCUAUGCAAAAUAGGUCAUUUUGAAUGUUGAACUCAUAUUUGGAACUACAACUCAACAACAGGCUCUACAUGUGGAGGAUGGGUUCUCUGUGAGCCAUUUUCUCCUCAAUAAACAUGGAAUGUUUUCGAGUUUUCUGUGGAUGGCUUUCGGUGAAUUUCUUGGCUGUAAUGACCCAAAACAGAUGAAUCAGCUUAAAGGAUUUGCCUUUGAUUGUCUAUUAGAGUACCUAGACUCAAAAUUUUCUCCAAUCUCUGAUUCUGGUUUCAGAACCUGUACCAA
Capsicum annuum is the source of this 2017-nucleotide messenger RNA. RefSeq lists its product as uncharacterized. The transcript is spliced from 4 exons. NCBI's taxonomy places the organism in Eukaryota, Viridiplantae, Streptophyta, Magnoliopsida, Solanales, Solanaceae. The record is from RefSeq and is a predicted model, not a curated record. The coding region runs from base 940 to 1398 and encodes 152 amino acids.